Molecule: messenger RNA, 3170 nt
Organism: Culex pipiens pallens (northern house mosquito)
Lineage: Eukaryota; Metazoa; Arthropoda; Insecta; Diptera; Culicidae
Gene: AdoR
Product: 5-hydroxytryptamine receptor 1A-alpha
Exons: 5
Coding region: 878-2998 (706 amino acids)
Biological process (GO): adenylate cyclase-activating G protein-coupled receptor signaling pathway; G protein-coupled adenosine receptor signaling pathway
Cellular component (GO): membrane
Molecular function (GO): G protein-coupled receptor activity
Source: RefSeq, a predicted model, not a curated record
ACAACCAAACAGUGAAUGUCAAUUAGGGGGCAACCGUUUAAAAGUGUGCAAAGAAAAUUAAUUUCGGCGAAAUUUACACAAAUUUGCCGCACAGUGUAAGGUCGAAUAUUUAUGCUAAUUGGUACACAAGUCUGGAAAGUUGGAAAGUGGUGUGAAAAUACAUAAAUAAAUAAAAUUUCCAGCAGCAGCAGCCGCCCGGAAGUCGGGGUGGCAUCUGUUAAGCGUGCAAAUGUGACGUUUCAGCUGUCAGUCGGACAGAUCGAUUGGAUUCGCGAGAAAGAGGAAAAAACAGAGCUUCUGGUUUAUAACUUCCUUGAGCAGAGCAGAAAGGCAGAGUGGCAGAAUCUUCGGUUAAGGUCAGACCUGGAGAUUCUGGCAACACUGCCUCACACACACACACGAGGUCAUCCCCGCCAAAACCAAUGAAAUUUCACGGUUUAUCGCACUCGAGAUAUUCCGGUGGAAUUCUCCGGUGGAGGUGGAACAGGAUCGCCCCCUCGCGGCAAGGGGUCGGACACACUGCGGCAUCCGGUCACCGCCGACGGAGUGAAAUCUGUGAAAAUAAAUAAAUAAAUGUUAUUGGACGGGACACGGCUGCCAAGACUAGUGACUGAUAAGGUUGGGAGGAAAAUUUCGGUCAAGUGACGUUUCGGUUUUGACAGUUCUCCGGUGGAAGAAGUGAUAUAUUGACAGUUUAUCCGUCAAAAUGGUGCCAACCUGUAAAGUGUACUGACCUCGGCCCCGUGUCGAAUCGCGCGAAAACCGUCGUUAUUAUCAAUGCAGGAUAAUUAAUUUUCCCGACCCCGGAGAGGUUUCAGUUUCAUUUUGCGCGCCCGGAGCCCAAUCGUAACCGGGGUUGGCCACGUGGCCCGGUUCAAUGACCUCGUUCGAACCGCUGGGAAUCGUCGGCGGCCAACAACAACAACAACAACCGUAUCUCUUCAACAAUAAUGGUUCCUCGGCGACCCUCCUGGACAUGGAUAGCCCACUGGUGGACGGUGACCUCGGGAACUGGACCGGGCCCCGGUUCGUCCAGAGCUCCGAGGAGGGCACCCUGGACGUGACCUAUGCCGUGUUCGAGGGUCUCGUGGCCCUGAUGGCCGUCAUCGGCAACGCCAUGGUCAUUGUGGUGUUCAAACGGGAGCGGCGACUCCGCCGGAGGACCAACUUUUACAUCGUGUCCCUGGCGGUGGCGGAUUUCCUCGUGGGACUGCUCGGGGUUCCGUUUGCGGUGCUUUCGUCGGUGGGUCUGCCGCGGAAUCUGCACGCGUGCCUGUUUACGAUCUCGCUGUUGAUCGUGCUGUGCACGAUUUCGAUCUUCUGCCUGGUGGCCGUCUCGGUGGACCGGUACUGGGCGAUUCUGCAUCCGAUGGCGUACUCGAGGAAUGUCAGGACCAAGACGGCGAUUGUCAUCAUCAGCCUGUGCUGGCUCGCCGGGUCCAUCAUCGGGUUCCUUCCCCUGUUUGGGUGGCACGAGAAGCCCCAGAUCGACACGUGUCUCUUCACCAAGGUGAUGGACUACGACUAUCUGGUGUUUCUGUACUUUGCCACCAUCAUCACGCCGGCCCUCAUCAUGCUCGGCUUCUACGCGCACAUCUAUCGGGUGAUUGUGAAACAGCUCCGCCAAAUCGUCACGAUGAACCCGUCCGGUGGCCUAUCCUCCUCCUCCUCCGAGAGCCGCCGCCCCUCGGAGAGCAGCCGCAUCCGGAUAUCGACCACCCCAAGCGGCCGUCCCGGCAAACACGGCCACGGCGGCGGCACCAUGCUGCGCGUUCUCGGCGCCGCCCAAAAGCGCGAAGUCAAAGCCACCCAGAACCUCUCGAUCAUCGUGCUCUUCUUCAUGAUCUGCUGGAUCCCGCUGUACACGAUCAACUGCAUCGUGGCCUUCUGCCGGGACUGCCAGAUCCCGCCGACGUUGAUGCUGUUCUGCAUCAUCUUGUCCCAUCUGAACUCGGCGGUUAAUCCGCUGCUGUACGCGUACCACCUGAAGGACUUCCGGGCUGCGCUGCGCAAUCUGAUCAUGAGCAUGCUCGGGUACGACGUAACCACGCAGGAUCUCAACUAUAGGGCUAGUUUGGCCAGCCAGCAGCAGCAGAUUGCCCAGCGGCACUCGAUCAUGGACAAGCGGCUGUCGCUGCAGCCCAAGAUUUACAUCGAUUCCCCCGUGUACCACCGCACCCAGCAGCAGCUGCUCCGCUCCCAGCAGCACUCGCUGGUCCAGCAACACUCGCUGGAACGCUCCGAAAGCGGUGCCUCCUUCCAGAGUCUCAACACGGCCACGGCCACCAAGAAGCGCCUCAUCAGCAGCACCCGGUCCGACCCCGGCUCGCCAAACGUCAUCGUCAGCACUUCCGCCAUCAGCCCCUCCGAAUCCAACUGCUCGACCCCCCAACGGUACGAACCUCCGCCGACGCGCGGAACCUUCGAAAUGUGGGGCAUUGCCGAGGUUUCCAGCAUCAACGAGGACAGCGGCCACCGGAAGUCGCUCGAAGACCUGGCCCCGGAGCGGGCCUCCCUCGAGGUCGACUUUGACGAUCUGGGCGCGGAACUGCAGGAAAUCCUCGACAACGCCAAACAUCACCCGCCGGAAGAAGACCGCAACGUGAGCGCCCUCUACAGUAUUGUCACCGCCAAGCGGCGAAGCCACAGCACCUGCUGCAUCAUGGCCGAACCGGAAGUGCCCUCCUCCCUCCCCGACUCGGUCUACCUGAUAGAGAACGACUCGCCGACCCGAAUACUCGCCAAAACGACCUGCAACGGAGCCGACUCCGUCAACAACAACAACUUCAAGGUCAAUUCUAGUCCCGUCGGGAACCGCCCAAUCAGCAAGUCAUUCUCACUGUUUGCCAACGUGGCCGCCACGACGGCGACGACGGCCAAGCCGACCUCACAUUCCAGCCUUUUCAAGCUGUUUGCCAGCGGGCCAGCGGGCAAACACCAGCGGAUUCUGCAGCGCAGCUUCAAGUUCAACCGGCGGUCACUGUCGAAUGACAAGUGAGCGGAAGUGGCGAAGGAAGACUCUAUUGUUCUCUGCAGCUCGUAGCGUGACAGUGACGGCUUUAGGUUAGGUUAAGAUGAGCCUCUAGCUUGUAUUUACUUGUGCGAUCUGUUGAGGAAACACCCUCUCCCUCUCUCGAUUUUAAGCAGUUUAAGUGAAAGUAUUUAAGAAG